UUACGCAGCGUGCCUGACAGCGGAGCAGCGGCGCAGAGAGCAGCAGCAGACAGACACAGAGGCAGCGGAGUUGGUACGAACAUCUUCGACUUCUCAAAAACCAAACCAAAAAAAAAAGAACAAGAAAAAGAAAAAGGAAAAAAACACAUCGACUGUCUCUCUCUACAGCUGCUCCGCGUACAGACAUGCCUCGGAUUAAUCACUGAUUUUUGUUUUAAUUUUUUUUUCCUCUUUAAAUUUUUGUUGUUGUUUUUUUUUUUUUUUUUGGUGUGUGUGUGUGUGGAUGGAUUUACAUUGGAUUUAAACGCCUGAUCACACUCCAGAGAAGAGGGGAAAAGAUGACUAAAUGUGAAGUAAACAGCGCAGGAGAAAGAAGUGUGCCUUGUUUGGAGCUGAACGGCUCUUGUGCCACAACAUAAGAAGAAAAAAAGAAGAGAAAAAAAGGAAAGAAAAACCCUCUGGAGCGCAUCUAAAGGCCAGCAGCAGCCUUGUUAGCUUGUUAGCAUCAGCUAGCUCGGCCGGCUAACGCUAGCCCGUUGCUAACGUUACAGGUGUUUUUUAAGAGAGGGGGCAGCAAAAAAAUACACACCAAAAAAACAACAACUUAUAGCUUGUAGUUAGCUGGCAACUCCAAUGACGUGACUUUAAAUUGGACUUAAAUGUUGCCUGUUGUGAGGUUUUUUUUUUGUUUUUAGCAAGUAUAUCACUUAGCAACAGUGUUGUUAGCUGUUAGCAGGCUAGCUUCACUUAGCCACCACAAGCUAGCGAGUUAACUUUUACAGCUACAUGUGCUUAUUUUCUCUUUAAUGUAGCUAAUCUGUGGCUGCUCAACUACGCUCUAUACUCUGGUCCUCGCUUUAGUUUUGGUGUCACUCUUUAUAUGUGCUAAAGUGAGCCUGGUAGACUUUUUUUUCUCUCGUCUACUACUACUUCUUCUUCUUCUUGUUCUACUACCCCACAACCGUGCCUACUUGCCCCUGGACUGGACUGACCCACCCACAAGGACUUAAUCUAUCCGGGGCCGAUGCUGACAGUUCAGCCCGGAUCACGGCAACAACGCCAGGAGCCGCCACAGCGAUGCAGCCCCAGCAGAUAUACGACUUUUCAAGUGACGAGAACAGCCACAAAUGGAGAGGCCUCUUCGUGCAAGCUCUACGAAAGGUACAGAAGCAGGUCCACCCAAACCUCAUGGCGAAGGAGGAUGCCCUCCAGUACAUCGAGGAGCUGAUCCUGCAGCUGCUCAACAUGCUGUGUGUGGCCCAGCCUCGCUCCGUGCAGGACGUAGAGGAGCGUGUCCAGAAAACGUUUCCCCACCCAAUAGAUAAGUGGGCGAUUGCUGAUGCCCAGUCAGCUAUUGAGAAACGCAAGAGGAGAAACCCUUUACUUCUCCCUGUGGACAAGAUACACCCGCUGCUAAAGGAGGUUUUGGGCUAUAAAGUCGACUACCACGUCUCCUUGUACAUCGUGGCUGUUCUUGAAUACAUAUCAGCAGACAUACUGAAGCUGGCGGGCAACUAUGUCGGCAACAUUCGGCACUAUGAAAUCAGCCAGCAGGACAUCAAGGUGUCCAUGUGCGCUGACAAGGUGUUGAUGGACAUGUUUGACCAGGAGGACGAAAUGGGCUUAAUUGGUUUAAUGAUGCAGUGCACAGAGGAGCCGUUGUCCUUGGCGGAGCUCACAUACGACGACAUGGUGAGGCUCGAAAUCGCAGAGGAGCGACAGUACCUGCGCGACCUCGACCUCAUCAUCAAAGUGUUCCGCCGUCACUUCCUAUCCAACCCCAAAACCUUCACGACUCAGGAUGUGGAGUUGAUCUUCAGUAACAUCCUGGACAUCCACGAGCUGACGGUGAAGCUGCUCGGACUGAUCGAGGAUGCCGUGGAGAUGACCGCUGACGGUAGCCCUCAUCCGCUGGUGGGCAGCUGCUUUGAGGAUCUAGCAGAGGAGCAGGCGUUUGACCCCUACGAGACAUUGUCUCAGGAUAUCCUCAGCAGGGACUUCCACGAGUACUUCAACAACCUGAUGGCACGACCGACUGCUGGCCUCUACUUCCAGUCAGUCGCAGAAGGCUUCAAAGAAGCAGUCCAGUAUGUCCUCCCACAGCUGAUGAUGGUCCCAGUGUAUCACUGUAUACACUACUUUGAGCUACUUCAGCAACUUCAGGAGCGCAGUCAAGAUCAAGAUGACAGAGAGUGUAUGAAACAGGCGAUCACAGCGCUGCUCAACCUUCAGAGUAGCGUGGAGCGCAUAUACUCCAAGUACCUGCCUCGGCGUAAACCUGGUGAGCCCGUUUACCGCCUGUACAGCAGACAGAUUCGUAGCAAACAACUAGCCAUCAAACGCAUGAACGAAAUCCAGAAGAGCAUCGACGGCUGGGAGGGGAGGGACAUCGGCCAGUGCUGCAGCGAGUUCAUCCUGGAGGGGCCGCUUUUACGAGCGGGCGCCAAGCACGAGCGACACAACUUCCUGUUCGACGGCCUGAUGAUCAGCUGCAAGGCCAAUCAGAGUUCGCGGCUGCCGGGGUCCGGCAGCGGGGCAGAGUACCGCCUGAAGGAGAAGUUCGUGCUUAGGAAGACCCGCAUCGUGGACCGCGAGGACUCGGCGGAGCAGCGGCACGCUUUUGAACUGAUGGGCAAAGAAGAAAACUGCGCCGUUUUCUGUGCACGGACAGCAGAUGAGAAAGCGGCGUGGAUGGCGGCGCUGGUGACUCUGCAGUAUCGCUCCACUUUGGAUCGCAUGUUAGACACAGUGUUGGAGCACGAGGAAGAGGCGCAUCCUCUAAGACUGCCCUCCCCGGAGGUUUACCGCUUCGCUGUGCAGGACUCUGAGGAGAAUAUAGUUUUUGAGGACAAAGUGCAGAGCAAAACAGGCAUCCCCAUCAUUAAAGCCGGCACAGUGGGCAAACUCAUAGAGAGGCUCACCUACCACAUGUAUGCUGAUCCUAACUUUGUGCGCACGUUUCUCACCACAUACCGAUCAUUCUGCAAACCACAGGAGCUUCUCUCCCUCCUCAUAGACAGGAUUGAGAUCCCUGAGCCAGAACCGACUGAGGACGACCUACGUGCUCUCAUGAACGGCGAGCAGCCGAUGUCAGCCGAGCUCCAGAGGUUCCGCAAGGAGUACGUGCAACCAGUCCAACUCAGGGUCCUCAACGUUUUCCGUCAGUGGGUCGAACAUCAUUUCUACGACUUUGAAAAUGAUCCAGACCUGAGAAGUCGAUUAGAGGAAUACAUCACCUGCAGAAUUCAACUGCGAGGCAAGUCUAUGAGAAAGUGGGUCGAGUCCAUCAAUAAGAUCAUCAAGAGGAAGAUGCAGACGCAGUCAAACGGCGUCAGUCACAACAUCACCUUUGAGAGCCCGCCUCCUCCCAUCGAGUGGCACAUCAGCAGAGCGGGCCAGUCGGAGUCAUUCGAACUCAUGACCCUUCACCCCAUAGAGAUCGCCCGACAGCUGACUCUGCUCGAGUCGGAGUACUACAGAGCUGUGCGGCCGUCUGAGCUGGUCGGCAGCGUCUGGACCAAAGAGGACAAAGAGAAGAACUCACCGAACCUGCUCCGUAUGAUCCGUCACACCACCAACCUCACACUGUGGUUUGAGAAGUGUAUUGUAGAGACCAAGAACAUGGAGGAGAGGGUGGCAGUGUUGAUACGGGUCAUUGAGAUCCUUCAGGUUUUCCAGGAGCUCAACAACUUCAACGGCGUGCUGGAGGUGGUCAGCGCCAUCAACUCUGUCCCCGUGUACAGACUCGACCACACCUUUGAGGCAAUACCAGAGAGGAAAAAGAAAAUCCUGGAAGAAGCUGUGGAGCUGAGUCAGGACCAUUUUAAGAAAUACUUAGCUAAACUCAAGUCAAUAAACCCACCCUGUGUGCCUUUCUUUGGUAUCUAUUUAACCAACAUCCUGAAGACGGAGGAAGGCAACCCAGACUUCCUCAAACGCCACUCCAAGGAGCUGAUCAACUUCAGCAAGAGGAGGAAAGUGGCGGAAAUCACCGGAGAGAUCCAGCAGUACCAGAACCAGCCCUACUGCCUGAAAGUGGAGUCCGACAUCAGGAAGUUCUUCGAGAACCUGAACCCGAUGGGAACACUGAGUGAGAAGGAGUUUUCUGACCACCUGUUCAACACGUCUCUGGAUAUUGAGCCAAGGAACUGCAGACAGCCUCCCCGAUUUCCCAGAGUGAGCGGGUACACUCUGAAAUCACCGGGGAUCCGGCCUGUGCGAACGUCUACCUCUGGCACCCUGAAGGGCCACCCGGUCCCCCUGGAGAAGGAGCCGUCCCAUAAGAUCACCUUCCGGAGCAUCGCAGAGACGGAGACGGAGACGCCAGCGUCUGUCUCCGUGCCCACCUCUCCUAACACGCCCACCCCCCCUCAGUCGGCCUCCUCUGACCUCAGCUCCGUUUUCAUCGAGCCCGACCUCAGCAGCUCCUACGGCGGAAGCAACUCCAUAUUCGCUUCAGUUCUCCUUCCGCCUUCAAAGCUUCAGUCUGUGUCUUGCGGCAGCCUCCACCAGCUCGGAGAAGAGCCGCAGAAGCCGCCUCCUCUGCCGCCACGAAGGAAGGACGCGAUGUCUGAAGCUAAGCUGAGCUCCAGGUCCGACAGCCCCCCGGCCAUCCCUCCCCGGCUGCCCCCUCCUCUGCCCAGGAACCAGCCUCGACCGCCGGUGUUGUACAACGGCCCGCUCGACGGCCCCCUUCCCAGCCCGCCUCCUCCACCUCCUCGCGACCCUAUGCCCGACACGCCUCCCCCGGUGCCCCAGCGGCCCCCGGAGAUCUUCAUCAACUACCCUCUCAACCUGCAGCCUUCCCCCGUGGGCCGCUACCACUGGGACUUCAGCAGCUCGCCCAGCUCGCCCAACACCCCGCCCAGCACGCCGUCGCCUCGCAUCCCGAGGCGGAGCUGCCCGCUCAGCGCCAGCCAGAACAGCCUGUGCCCGUUACCCAUUCCCAUCACCGCUCCCCCGGUCCCACCGCGCCACAACUCCAGCCCACAACUCCCCAAACUCCCACCAAAGACAUACAAAAGGGAGCUGCUGCCGCCGCCGUUACAAGGCCUCUCAUUGUUGGAGAACACCGACAGCAGCCAAUGAGUCUGCUGUGUUUAAGUUUUUUGGGGGUUUUUGUUGUUGUUUUGUUUUUUAAAACGCCAAGAGAAAGAGAGAGGUAAUCUUGAAAUGCAAAACCGCGUCCUACAAACUACGACACAAAGCUACUGAUCAGACAGAAUAACACUGCUAACCCCCUUCUUUUUUUCCCCCCAAUCAAACACACACUCGCUCUUAACUGCACCCGCCCACCUUCUGCAUUAACCAAUCACACACACACACACCUCUUUACUUCCCACCCGCUGUGCCUCUCAGGGGAUCAGUAGCUCCGCCUUCAUCAUAAACCCUCUGUGCCAAUGAGAAACCCCCACACCGGUGUGCCAGCUAAUAAACAACGAGGAGCACCAAGACACUGUUGCCGUGUGAGUGUUUGUUUCGUUCUUACGGAGCAGAGACUGUCCGCUGCUCCUCUGUAAAAGUUCUCACCCCCUCCUCUUCCUCCUCCUCCUCCUCCUCCUCACACACUCUUAAAACUCACACUUUACCCCACAUCCCCACUCCAGUACCAGAGUGAGGGAUGCAUGUGGGGAGGCCUUGGACUUUUUGUAGCCUCAACUUUGUCAUUGCUUUUUAUUUGUUUGGGCAUUGACAUCAUCAUCUUUAACUUUCGUCGUCGUCGUUCACCCUGGAUUCCUGCUGCAGCUCACAGAUUUUCAUCUUCGCCUCUCCUCAACGAUCAACGUCGACUUCGUAGCUCUUUCUUUCACUGUGUUUUGGGGCGGGGGCAGGUGUGAGCGGCGGCAGGCGAGAAAAAAAAAAGACAUUUCCAUUGACUUUUUUUUUUGUUUUUGUUUUCCUACGAACUGAGAAGAAAACAGUUGCCAAAGUCUUAUUUUAUGCAGGGGGAUAAGGGAUUUUCUUUUCUUUUUUUUAAACUAAUGUGACAUUUAAAAAAAGAAACACGAAAAAAGGAGGCAACACUGAACUCCCCCCCUCCCUCCCCUCCUCUCCUCUCCUGCCCUCCUCCCACUUAUAUCUCAACUGUACACACUGUGACUGUAUAGAAAGAAGUGAGUCAAACUAUCUUGACUGGGUUUUUUUUGUUUAUUUGGGGGGUUUUGGUUUUUUUUUUUGGCAGGCCUCUCCGCAGCCACAAAACGUUGCCUUUAACAAAGAAAAAAAAAAAUCCCAACAGCGGUGUGUGUGACCUCUGACCCCCAAGCUCCACGUCCUCUCGGCCCCCUUUUGCGGAUGGGGGGGAAAAAAACGACAGCCAAGAACACUCCACAUUUGCACAUCGAGCUUUUUGGGCAAAGUCAGCAGGUUGUUUUUUUGGGGGGGUUUUUGCGAUGAGACUAUAAAAAAAAUAGAAUUAAAAUUGAAAGAAAUCCCUCUGCGUUGCGUGUCAGAAGGGACGUCUGCCACGAUAUCAAACAGCACCGAUCCAGGACGAAGACGAGGAGAGAUGACGGAGCUCCGACUCUUUGAAAUCUGAUGUCUUAACCCCCCCCCACCCCCUUCUUCCCCCUCUCUCUUAUAUAGACGUGUGCUGCUGUCUGACACUGUGCUCUUCUCCCAAAAAAAAGGCCCCACAUGACCAACUCUUCCUUCAUUUGGUAUUAAAAAAACUCAAAAACUCAGCACUGGAAGCACGCAACUCCCCUUCCUCUCCUCCCUCUACCAAAGCUGGGUCAGCUCCCCCUCUCCUCGCCCCCUAGUGGCUGCUCCAAGUACCUACAAACCCAUUAAGAAAAAAAAAGGAACUUUUUAACUUCUUCUUUAUCUCUUUCAUUUGUGUUUUUUUUCCCUGCUUGAAACAUUUUUGGACAGACUGAAAUAAUCCAUGCAUCAUGCUCAGAUGUGCCUUUUUAUUUUUCUUUUUUUUUCUUUUCUAUUUUACAGAAUAAGCAAAUGGUGUCUAAAAUGCUAAAAAAUAAAGUUGCCUAUGUAAUGUUUAGAACAAAAGCUAUACACUAUGAAAUUGUACAUGUUUGUGGAUACUGUGUAUAUAUAACAUGUAUACACUAACUAAAUAAUUUGUAUAAAGUUUUUCUCCCCUCCCCCCCCCCUCUUGUUGUAUUGUACCCUCAUCCGCAUCUGUUCAGUCAAAUCGAAUAUUGCCUAAUAAUCCAAUGCUGCUACAGUCGGAUAAAAAAAUAGUAAAAAAAAACAACAACAAAAAAAACAA
Scomber scombrus (Atlantic mackerel) is the source of this 7231-nucleotide messenger RNA. It is a transcript of the gene sos2, whose product is annotated as son of sevenless homolog 2 (Drosophila). The record is from RefSeq and is a predicted model, not a curated record. The coding region runs from base 1078 to 5088 and encodes 1336 amino acids. Lineage: Eukaryota; Metazoa; Chordata; Actinopteri; Scombriformes; Scombridae. Gene Ontology annotation, molecular function: protein heterodimerization activity; guanyl-nucleotide exchange factor activity. The transcript has 23 exons. Gene Ontology annotation, biological process: Ras protein signal transduction; positive regulation of GTPase activity. Gene Ontology annotation, cellular component: plasma membrane.